Molecule: messenger RNA, 533 nt
Organism: Didymodactylos carnosus
Lineage: Eukaryota; Metazoa; Rotifera; Eurotatoria; Philodinida; Philodinidae
Source: the annotation of a GenBank genome assembly
GAGUAUUUCCAACUAUGACUUCCUUUAAAAUUGUCAAAGGAAAUGCCAAGAGCCAUCAUUGUUUCAUUUAACAUACCUCAUAUAUGAAGUCUUUGAUAUACUACUUAUCGAAUUUUGAUUGAAAAUAGUUCUGAACAUAUAUAAUUACAGUUGUGUGUACAUAGACGCUUCCUUGAAAUAAAAACAAAACUGCGGAAUGGCUACAAUAAAAAAAAAAUAAACAAUGAAAGAAUGAAGUUCAUGUUUGUGUAUCGAACCAGGCUAAUACUUAUAUAAAAGGAUAGAUAAAGCCACUUGAUGAAUCAUAUUAUUCAUGGUUAUCUUUCCACAGACACAUGAGGAGAGCAUUUGUUCAUGGGGUGAAUGGAGUGGCCGUGGCUAAACACAGUGUACUACAAGGAGGAGUAGAAGCUGGUGCUCCAACAAGAGCUGUUCCUGCAGCACAUGCAGCCAUACAAGCAACAAAAUUAAGUGGUCCAGCAGUCACUGAUGAGAUGCAAUAUAAUAAUGAUAUGAAUAAGGUAAUAAGAUGA